AAAGCUCUUCUGCUAUGUUUCUUUUAUUUCCAUAUGAGAUUUUGUUUACAUCAUAGCUGUUAGCGGAACAUUUUAUGAGAAUUUAUUAUUCGAAUUAACCGGAAUGCUACAGACAUUCAAUUUGCAGAGACGUUUGGCAUCGGUCGUGCCUACAUGGGUAACCACUGCAAGGUUUUACUCGACCGACACUCCCACAGUUGCAAACAGUUCCAGUAGCAUUGCAUUAAAUACGGUACCAGAUAAAUUGUACAGCCGAGUCGAACUAGAAAUGAAAGGGAUCGAUCCGGAAGUGAUGAAAAGCUAUGCUUAUUUUGCUCAAACUGCUGCCGGGCAUUUGAACAUUGAAGUCGGAAAACACUGGGCUCUGCGAAAGGCUAUCAAGGAUCGUUUAACACUACUGAAAUCAGUUCACAUCCACAAAAAGCAUCGAGUACAAUAUGAAAUUCGAAACUAUUAUCGAUUUAUGCACUUCCAUAAACUGACCGGUUCAACUUUAGACACAUUUUUGGAAUACAUUGAGCGAAAUUUACCCGAAGGAGUAGCCCUAAAAGUUACCAAAGUAGAAAUACAACAAAUACCAGAGCAUUUGAGAUCAGCAGAAAUGUAAACAAUUUAUAUUGUUAUAGUAAUAAAAAUUUUAUAAUGAUAUAAAA
Messenger RNA from Malaya genurostris, 653 nucleotides. RefSeq names its product small ribosomal subunit protein uS10m (gene mRpS10). The transcript has 3 exons. Bases 104 to 607 code for a protein of 167 amino acids. NCBI's taxonomy places the organism in Eukaryota, Metazoa, Arthropoda, Insecta, Diptera, Culicidae. The record is from RefSeq and is a predicted model, not a curated record. Gene Ontology annotation, cellular component: mitochondrial small ribosomal subunit; mitochondrion.